AUGGGUGGAUGUGUAUCUGUACAUUUUGCUGCUAAACAUUCGGAUAUUGUGGAUGAUUUGAUUUUGUUUUCACCUGCUGGUGCAACUUGGAAAUUGCCAUUUGGAAGUUCACUUGUAAAGGUUCCAUGGUUGGGAAAUGUUGUUUAUGGAGCUUUGCAUAAGGCAUCAACUGAUGAACAAAAGGUUGCUACUGGACUUUUUGAUUUGAAUGAUUCUCUAGUUCAGGAGAGAAUGAAAUACGCAGUGGAAAUGAAAAAUAAGGAAGAUGAGAAUAAUUCUCAAGUAACUUCAUUUGUUAAUUCAUUUACGUAG
Messenger RNA from Naegleria gruberi, 312 nucleotides. RefSeq lists its product as uncharacterized. The transcript has a single exon. The record is from RefSeq and is a predicted model, not a curated record. Bases 1 to 312 code for a protein of 103 amino acids. Lineage: Eukaryota; Heterolobosea; Eutetramitea; Acrasida; Naegleriidae.